Molecule: messenger RNA, 1958 nt
Organism: Cutaneotrichosporon oleaginosum
Lineage: Eukaryota; Fungi; Basidiomycota; Tremellomycetes; Trichosporonales; Trichosporonaceae
Molecular function (GO): zinc ion binding
Source: RefSeq, a predicted model, not a curated record
CUUCUUCAUCCACCCCCUCUCCCAUGCCAUACUAACAUGCCCGUCCCCCGCCUCGCAGCGUACGGCCUCAUCUCCACCGCCUUGGCCGGCGCCGUCGUCGGCGGCGCCAUCACCACACGCCCCAACUUCUAUGCCGCCGCGGUGUCAGUUGGGCGCAGCGGAGGAAGUCUAAUGGUCCUCGCCAACUUCUGCCUCUUCAUCGGCGUCAUCCUCGGCGUAGGCUUCAAGCACCUUUUCUUCGGCGACCUCCGUCCCAUCGAGUAUGAACACAUGUUCGAGCGCCUCUGGAUAUUCCUCACCGAGUCUCUCCUUGCCCUCACAAUAUUCCGGGACGACUUCAGCGCCUCCUUUCUGGCCCUCUACUCGGCGCUCGUCUUCCUCAAGUGCUUCCACUGGAUCUCGGCCGACCGCGUCGACUACAUUGACCAGGUGCCCCCGCCUGGUCCGCCGGCAUGGUUCCACGUACGCCUCGGCGCCGUGUUGGCGCUCCUGACGACAUUCGACGUCCUGCUGUUUCUGUACUCGAUGGAGCACGUCAUGGUGAUGGGCGUCAGCGCCAUGGUGCUGUUUGCCAGCGAGUUCGCCAUCCUCGUUGCCGCUAUUUCGGGGACGUGGGCGCGGUACGCCGUCGGAGUGGCGGAUCUCCACCGGGCGAGGGGGCGCGCGGACGCUCCUCCCUGGGAGGAGAAGAGCAUGUAUCUCUUCUACAUUGAUCUCGCAGUUGAUUUCGCCAAGCUCCUCACGUACCUUGCCUUUUUCAUUGUCAUCUUCCUCAACUAUGGACUUCCCGUCCACAUCCUCCGCGACGUGUACAUGACACUCCGCUCGUUUCUGGCACGCGGCGCCGACUUGGUGCGGUACCGCCGCGCCACGCGCAACAUGGAUGAGCUAUAUCCCGACGCGACGGCGGAUGAACUCGCCCGCCUAGGCGACCACACCUGCAUCAUCUGCCGUGAGGAGAUGGUGGCGGAACAGCCAGCGAACGCAGAGGGGCCGAACGAGACGCCCAAAAAGCUGGCUUGCGGCCACGUCUUUCACUUCCACUGCCUACGAUCGUGGCUCGAAAGGCAGCAGAUCUGCCCAACGUGCCGCCGCGACGUUCUCGCCCCGACGCGCACCACCCCUCCCCCGCCGCCGCCGGUGCCCGCACCAGUGCCGCAAGACGACGUGGGUCUGCCAGAGAACGAUGCCGACCGCAUGCGCUCCGCCUUUGAAGAAUACUUCAGGCUUCCCGGCGUCAACGGCGACGCGCCGGCUCAUGUCCCGCCGCAUCGCCCCCCGCGCACCGCAUCAGCCCCGCCAGAGACGGACAGCGACGACGCGCGCCUCCAGCGCGGAAUCUGGGGCGCGCCCAUCGUGCCGGGCCGUUUCGCUCCGCCUCCCCUAGGCGCGGCGCCCUCUGAGAGAGCGCGCAGUGGCCCAAGUGGGGCCGUGACGCCGGCCGCGUCCCAAGCGCCCAUCGUCUUUUCGUCAACAGGCUCGCCGCGCGUCCCUACCCCGCCUCGGCAUCAAGUCGAUAACGACGACGACGACGAUGUGCCACUUCGCGAGGCGGCGGCUGCUGCAGCUCUGCGCCGCUUCAAUGCUGGCACGAGUGCUUCCUCAUCUAAACCUGACAAGGGCAAGGGACGCGCGGUCGACCCCGACGCGUUCGACGCGCCAGCGACCCACCGCAUCCUGCUCACGCCGCACGCCCUACCUCCCCCGCACACGGGUGUGGCGCGCACGCCCGAGGCGGCGCGCGUGGCACUAGAUGCGCGCCUCAAGGCGCUCCGGGACGUGGACGACGUCGUGUGGUCCCUCGUGGGCGAGCUCAGCCGCCUGCGGAGUGCGUGGGAGGCGGAGGACGAGCCGGAGCGCGAGCACCGAGAGGCACGGGGGGAGGGGAGCGAGUCGCCGCUGUUCGGAAGAAGCGAGGCGGGGCCUAGUACAUAGCACAUGCAUAGAGUGGCCGUUUG